Messenger RNA from Coccidioides immitis RS, 2155 nucleotides. RefSeq names its product MFS monosaccharide transporter. Gene Ontology annotation, biological process: transmembrane transport. The transcript has 4 exons. NCBI's taxonomy places the organism in Eukaryota, Fungi, Ascomycota, Eurotiomycetes, Onygenales, Onygenaceae. Gene Ontology annotation, molecular function: transmembrane transporter activity. The record is from RefSeq and is a predicted model, not a curated record. Gene Ontology annotation, cellular component: membrane. Bases 1267 to 1791 code for a protein of 174 amino acids.
CUGGCCUCACUUUUCAUCAGCCAUGGCAGAUUUGACCUGAAAAUGGUGCUGUGAUCGAGAUAUGUAGCACAACUGCCCCGAAUCUACUGCCCCAUUACAGCACAUGAUUAACGACAAAUGUGGUGUAUGUAUAGAAGCAAUGUCUCACAUCUUAACACCCAGAUAUUCCCUGGCUCCUAAUUCGCAUGGGACAGUACGGAAUGCCGGGUUCUAUGAUAUCAAGAAGAGGCUUUAUGGAGCAUCUGGAUGAGACAGGGCGCCCACCAUGGAUAUAGCUUACCCUGGGCACCCUUAUAACGGACCGCAAUGCCCUGUUCCUCCUUCGAACGCCGACAGAAAUCCGUUCUACAAUGCAAAGCGCUAGGGCUUGCGCAUACCUGUCAAGUUUUCUCCCCUCCAAGACCGAUUUUGCUUCAUUGCCAUGGAUAUAGUUUUUUACGAAAAGAAUAUGAGGAAUAUGAGCUUUCACGGGAUUCCCCAGAAGCUUAUGUUUUUGCUCACCCUGCAGCGGCCAUCUUCGAUUUUCGCGACACCUAUAGCCCAUGGAGAGUCAGAAGGCUCUUUACAAACUCCUAUGUUUUCCUCUGCGCGGCGUGCUCCACCUUGGGUGGGUUACUGUUUAGACACGACCAAGGCGUUGUCUCCAUUAUUCUUGUGAUGCCACAGUUCCUCGAUCGACUCGAGCGAGUCUCCGAAGAGGCAUCUGGCGCAGAGUUCUGGAAAGGCCUAAUGACUGCCAUGAUUGACCUGACAGCCUUAUUUGGCGCAUUUAAUCAAGCUGGAUUGCGGAUACGCUCUCGAGGAAACAUUUAACGCUGACCGCGGAAAUCAUUUUCACCGCAUGUUCGAUUUUACAAACAACCGGUGUUGAUUUUGCUAUGCUUACCUGCACUCGACUUAUCGGUGGUAUCGGAGUUGUUAUGUUUAGCAUGGUGGCCCCUUUGUAUAUUUCUGAGAUUAGCCCGCCUGAGAACCGAGGAACAUUGUUGACGUUGGAAGAAUUCUGCAUGGUUGCAUCGCUGGCGUCGGGAUGGCGCGAUGGCGAUGCAUUACCAAGCCUAGUCCGAUUGCGCCAACUUUCCGAGGAUGACAAGCGCAUUCGGCUACAGUAUACUGAUGUUUUUGCCGACACUCGAUUCCAGAAAGCAAUCAGUGCCACGAGGCAUCCAGAGCUCCAAGGCGAGUGCUAACAGUUGGAUUUCAUCCCGAUACUAUAGUUGGUCAACAGCAACGCUUUGAUAUCCCACGCUUUUCAAUACCAAUGGGAUGGAUUAUUCCAUGCAACUAAUCAUGUCUAGCGUUCUCCAUAUCACCCAGCUCGUUGGCGUGGUUUCAAAGAUCUGGACUAUGGACCAUUUUGACCGCCGGCCGAUACUCCUCUGGGGUUCAGUCGCGAUGACAACAUCUCACAUCAUCAUUACCGCCCUUGCUGGCCUAUUUGAUAAACACUUGCCUUCACAUCGAUCAGAAGGUCCCUUGGGCCAUGUCGUCCGGUAUGUCGUUAACGAACCUAGCCAUCGUUGUUUUGUGAAAGUCGUCUCGGCCGAUUCGACUUUCAGAAGUCUUCCCAUCGUCUCUCCGCGUCAAGGGUGGCGCCCUCUCGACCCGCUCAGACUAGUUCAACAAUUUUAUCAACGACCUUAUCACCACUUCCCUCGUCCAAAACGCUGGCUAUGGCGCGUAUGUCGUCUUCGCAUUCCUGUGCCUCCUAUCAUUGAUCUGGUGCUUUCUUUCAUUCCUGGAACCAGUGGACGUACACUCAAGCAGAUGGACCAUGUCUUCAAGGAUUGAUCCAACGAGCAAGAGGAAGCAAUGCGUCGAGAGAUCGAAGCCGAAUUGUUAAAGGGACGCGUGGAAGUGCCCUCCGGUCUGACGCGCGGUGGUUCAGUUCGAUAGCAAGGUAAUAGUUGGCAAUAGCUCCAUGAAUACGGAGUACAAACACAGGACAAAUCAGCAAACGAAGCAACUAGUUAGUUAACUUUCUAGACGGGACGGCGGACAGGGAAGAGGAGGUAGUUUGGACACCGAUCGGCCCAUUCCUACUAGGUUGGGAAACCGGUUUUUUUUCCCCUACAUGGGAUCUUAGCAUUUUCAUUGAAGAGUUUAAGAUAAUAAUACUCCCGUUAAUAGGGGUAUUAAUUAUAAUUAUGUUCUA